UUUCGAGUUACUUAAUGUCUUUUCGAAGCGAAUUCGACCUACUUUUGAGACGAGUGUAAGUGGAUGUUAUAAGAUGGUGUCAGCACUCAUGGUCUAGUAAAGGAGCGAACCUACUGAAAGCGGAGCGGACAAGAGGCAGCACGAUGUGGCGUAUACUCGCGUUCGGGGUCCUGCUGGUGGCCACGGUGUCGGUGGGUGGCGAUAAAGUGGUAGUCCUACCCCAUGACGUUUACCCGGGCUACGAGGUGACGUUACUCGAGACGAAACAGCCGUCGAACUUUCGUCUAGUGGAUAAUGGUUUUUCCAAGUUCUUCACCGUGCUCGGGAACGGUCUAGUGAUGACCACGUCCGACCUGUCGCCGCUGGUCAACCGACGAGUGAACCUGGUUAUACUGGAGGAACUGGCCAACAACACAGAGACGCAUUUCCUUCAUCUGUACGUGAUUAAUCGCAGAAACAUGAUCACCUUCUCGCACGACCAGCUAGGUAUCGGAGAGGUGCUAGAGAAUUCCGCAGCGGGCACCUUGAUCGAGGGUUUCCCAGUGUUGAGGGCUCACGGGAGCUUCCCGGUUCACUACAUGAUCCUGCCGGACGAGACAGGAGACAGACCGUUCGUGCUGAAGCAGGAAGACUCGAAUCAGAUGGGUUUUAACCUGACGCUGAACAGCCAAAAGGAAGGUGUCAGGAUGGUGACCGCAAAGCCUCUGGAUAGAGAGAUCAAGCGACUCUACACGGUCGUGAUCCACGCCUCUGACAGCUAUUUGCUCAGCAGCUCGCAGAUCAGCGGCGUGGUGCACGUGCUGGACGAGAACGACAACAGGCCAGUGUUCGAGAAGGAGCUGUACAUUUUCGAGAUCAGACCGAUGAACUUGGGCAGCGUCAGCGAGAACUCGGUAGCUCUUCCGGAAUGGAAACGUUUCUCGACGGUGGGCAAGGUGCUGGCCAAGGAUGCUGACGGAGACAAAGUCGCGUACAAAUUGAUCACGCCGAGCAGUCUGCUGGUCGUUGUGCCGCAAACCGGAGAGCUAAUGCUUGUUGGAGAGCCGGAAGUCACCAUGGAGCAGGACACCGAGUGCGUGGUUCUUGUGGAAGCUCACGACGUCCGCACACCGAACAAAUCGUCGGAGAAACCGGCCAAGGUUGUCAUUCGGUUCUUGACGUCCAAUCCGACGUCCGAGGUAGCGAUUCAUCGGAUACAGAAGCGACGGGUGACCAGGGCUGUUAGACCGACGAAGAAAGUGGAUUUCACGGAGGCUGACGGCGACAAGGAAGGAAAGAUAGUGUUUUAUCUGGAGAAGGAGAACGAGAAGGAGACGUACAAGAUUAGAGACGAGAAUAAGUGGGUCACUGUCGACUCGAAUGGCUCGGUCAUUGUGAAACAGAAAUGGGAUUAUGAAGAACUGGGUUCGGAAAAGACCAUUGAUUUUUGGGUGACUAUUACGAACACAGAACGGUGUUCAUGGUACCACCCAUCGUAUAUACGGUGUCCAUACAAGGACACGGACAAUCAGCGUGUCAUUAUCAACGUGAAGGACGUUAACGACGAGCCACCGCACUUCAUAAAUCGGCCUCUGCCAAUGGAAACGGUCGUACAGCUGAAUGCACCGCCGAAUACUCACGUGUUUACCCUUCAAGCCAGAGAUCCUGACACCGACAGCAAUAUUCACUACUUCAUCGUACGAGAUCGCACUGGAGGCCGUUUCGAGGUAGAUGAGCGAUCCGGCGUCGUACGCACCCGUGGGACCGAUAUCUUCCAGCUGGACAUGGAAUACGUUCUGUACGUGAAAGCCGAGGAUCAGAACGGCCGUUUAGACGAGAAGCGUUUUCAGUCGACUCCUGAGGAACGGCUAUCGAUCGUAGGUGGAAAACGCGCGCCGCAGUUCUACAUGUUGGCGUACGAGAAAGACGUACCGGAAAACCAGAAGAAGGACUCCGAUAUCAUAUCUGUGAAAGCAAAAUCAUUCGCUGAUCGCGAAAUUCGCUACACGCUGAAGGCACAAGUGCAAGGAGCUGCGGGAACGUUCAAUAUCGGGCCAACAACAGGCAUCGUGAGACUGGCUAAAGAAUUAGAUUUCGAGGAUCUACGUCAACCUCACAUUUAUUCGCUUAUUGUCACUGCUACUGAAGAUUCCGGAGGAUUCUCUACAACCGUCGACUUGACCAUACGAGUUACGGAUGUGAAUGACAACGCACCCAAGUUUGAGUUGCCUGAUUACCAAGCCCACAAUGUGGACGAGGAUAUAUCGUUAGGCACAAGUAUACUGAAAGUGAAAGCAACCGACGCGGAUUCCGGUGCUAACGCGGAAAUAGAGUAUCUGGUGUCGGACGACCAUUUCAGCGUGGACUUGAGCGGCAUCAUAGUUAACAAGAAACAACUCGACGCUGAUAACAACAAUGCUUAUUACGAAUUCGUUGUCACUGCUAAAGACAAAGGACAACCACCAAAAACCGGCACUGCGACAGUGCGUAUAUACACGAAGAACAAGAACGACGAGGAGCCAAAGUUCUCGCAGCAAGUGUACACGCCGAACGUCGACGAGAACGCUGGGCCAAACACCCUCGUGACAACUGUCGUCGCCUCUGACAAGGACGGAGACAACGUUCGGUUUCGUUUCGGUGACGGUAACACCACAUCCGGUCAAUUUGUGAUCGAAGAGAUCACAGGAGUGAUCCGUCUUCACGGGAAGGAGAUCUCGCUUGACAGAGACAAGUACGAGCUGAACGUGACCGCCCUCGACGACGGUGCCUGUUGUCCUAACGGAGACUUGACCACGCACGCCAGCACAGCUGUUGUCGUGGUCUUCAUCACGGACGUGAAUGACAACAAGCCUGUUUUUAAUGACUGUAAAACGUAUAUUCCGAAAGUCGAAGAAGGUGCGCCCAACGGCAGUACCGUGAUAAAGGUUCAGGCUACUGACAAGGAUAAAGGCGUGAAUGGACAAGUGAAGUACUCGAUCGUUCAACAACCGAAUCAGAAAGGAACCAAGUUCACCGUCGACGAAGAGACUGGCCAAGUUUUGACGAAUAAGGUAUUUGAUCGUGAAGGAGAUGAUGGAAAAUUUGUAUCUGUAACGGUUAAAGCAACGGAUCAGGGUGAACCUUCUUUGGAAGGUGUUUGCUCCUUCACUGUAGAAAUCACCGAUAUCAAUGAUAACCCACCAUUAUUCGAUCGCCAGCAAUACGUUGAGAAUAUAAAACAGGAUGCCAGUAUCGGAACAAACAUUCUUAGAGUAUCGGCAUCGGACGAGGAUGCCGAUAAUAACGGUGCCAUAACGUAUUCGUUGAGCUCUCCUAACAAUGACCAAGGGUUGGAGUACUUUGAGAUUCAACCAGAGUCUGGUUGGAUCGUCUUAAAGAAGCCUCUAGACCGUGAGAUGUACAAGCUGGAGGCGAUGGCCAAAGACAAGGGCUUCCCGCCUUUGUCGCGAACAGUGGAGGUUCGGAUUGACGUUGUGGACCGUGCUAAUAAUCCGCCCGUAUGGGACCACAUAGUGUAUGGGCCGAUCUACUGUAAAGAGAACACGGCCGUUGGGGCUAAAGUUGUGUCUGUUAAAGCCAGUUCGGGAAUCGAAGAUAAACCGAGGGUGUAUUACGAGCUAAUCGACGGAUCCACCGCGCAGACCAACAGGUAUAACACGUUUUACCUUCAGCAACGCAGCGAGGGCAAUGUCAUCUGGGCUGACAUCAAGGUCAACCAUCAGCUGGAUUACGAGAGCAUAAAGGAGUACAAUCUGACUAUACGAGUGGAGAACAAUGGCGUCCAACAACUUGCUUCCGAAGCCACAGUUUAUAUUGUCCUGGAGGAUGUUAACGACGAAAUACCUUUGUUCGUGGAACGCGAGCAAGAAACCGUACUUGAGGGUGAACCGGUUGGCAGUAAGGUUACUCAAGUCAACGCAAUUGACAAGGAUGGCACCUUCCCUAAUAAUCAGGUCACCUAUUACAUCGUGGACAGCGACAGGAACGAGGGGAAGGACUACUUCGAGAUCAACCGUGAGACAGGUGAAAUUUUCACGAAGGUGAUGUUCGAUCGCGAGAAGCAAGGCGCGUACGCACUGGAGGUGGAGGCCAGGGACGGUGCACCAUCGGCGAGACCCAACAGCAACGGCCAGCCGAAUUCCGUGACGAAAUUCAUCCGUAUUGGAAUAGCUGACAAGAACGACAAUCCGCCUUACUUCGACAAAGGCCUCUACGAGGCUGAAGUAGACGAAAAUGAGGAUAUCCAGCACACGGUGCUCACUGUCACCGCCAAAGAUCACGAUGAGUCCUCGCGUAUUCGAUAUGAGAUUACGAGCGGUAACAUAGGCGGCGCAUUCGCCGUGAAGAAUAUGACUGGUGCCAUCUACGUCGCGGGUCCAUUAGAUUACGAGACGAGAAAGAGGUACGAGCUCCGUCUCACCGCGUCUGAUAACCUGAAAGAAAAUUACACGACCGUUGUAAUACACGUGAAGGAUGUGAACGAUAAUCCGCCGGUCUUUGAGCGGUCGAAUUACCAGACACAGAUCACGGAAGAGGAUGACAGGACGCUGCCGAAACGCAUCCUCGGGGUGAACGCGACUGAUGGCGACCGGGAUAGACCACAGAGUAUUGUCUACUUCUUAACUGGUCAGGGUAUCGAUCCUGAUAAUCCACAAAACAGCAAAUUCGACAUCAACCGGACGAGUGGAGAAAUUUACGUUUUAAAGCCACUGGACAGGGAUCAGCCAAAUGGAAGGCCGCAAUGGCGGUUCACUGUGUUUGCCCAAGAUGAAAGUGGAGAAGGUUUGGUCGGAUAUGCUGACGUGCAGGUAAACCUGAAGGACAUCAACGACAAUGCACCGACUUUCCCGCAAGGAAUUUAUUUCGGAAACGUCACGGAAAAUGGAACUGCAGGAAUGGUCGUAAUGACAAUGACUGCAGUCGACUAUGAUGAUCCAAGCGAAGGUACAAAUGCUAAAUUGAUUUACUCGAUCGAGAAAAACGUUAUCGAGGAGGAAACUGGUUCACCAAUUUUUGAGAUUGAAUCGGAAACUGGUGUGAUAAAGACAGCAGUAUGCUGCUUGGACAGAGAACGCACUCCAGAUUAUUCUAUACAGGUGGUAGCGAUGGAUGGCGGGGGGUUAAAGGGGACGGGGACGGCAUCUAUACGAGUGAAAGACAUAAACGAUAUGCCUCCCCUAUUUACAAAAGACGAAUGGACCACCGAGGUGGACGAAACGGAAGGUCCAGAUCUACCGGAAAUGCCAAUUCUUACAGUCACAGUUCACGAUGAGGAUGAAACUAAUAAAUUCCAGUAUAAGGUGAUCGAAAGCAGUGGUUAUGGUGCCGACAAGUUCACCAUGGUGAGGAACAACGACGGUACGGGUUCCCUGAAGAUCGUGCAAUCGUUAGAUUACGAGGACCAAUUGCAGAGCAAUGGUUUCAGAUUUAAGAUACAAGUCAACGAUAAGGGAGAAGACAACGACAACGACAAAUAUCACGUGGCAUAUUCGUGGGUAGUGGUGAGAUUGCGUGACAUAAAUGAUAAUCAACCCCAGUUCCAGAAGGCGAAUAUCGAGACCACGAUACCGGAGAAUGCUCGUAUUGGAAACACCCUCGAAACAUUCACAGCCACUGAUCCCGAUCAGGGUAACAAGAGCAAGGUAUUUUAUUCGAUCGAUAGGAGUUCCGAUCGCAAGAGGCAAUUUUCGAUCAACGAAAAUGGCACGGUAUCGAUCCAAAGGAGUCUCGACCGUGAAGAAACACCGAGGCAUCAGGUGAAAAUCUUGGCCAUCGACGAUGGAAUCCCGCCGAAAACCGCAACGGCCACGUUGACUGUAAUCGUGCAGGACAUAAAUGACAAUGCGCCGCGAUUCCUGAAGGACUACAGGCCAGUGUUGCAAGAACACUCUCAACAGAAGAAAGUUGUAGAAAUCUCGGCGACUGAUGACGACGAUCGAUCGAAGAGUAAUGGACCACCGUUCACGUUCAGAAUGGACCCGAAGGCAGACGAUGUGAUUCGUGCUAGUUUCAAAGUUGAGAGCGAUAACAAGGGAGCGAACGGGGAUGGCAUGGCCAUUGUGUCGUCGUUACUAUCAUUUAAUAGAGAGCAGCAAAAGGAGUACUUGAUACCGAUCGUUAUCAAAGACACCGGCGCACAGCCGAUGUCUGGGACCAGUACUUUAACAGUUAUUAUCGGGGACAUUAACGAUAACAAAAUGCAGCCUGGAUCGAAAGACAUUUUUGUAUAUAAUUAUGCAGGACAAUCACCAGACACAGAGAUAGGUAGAGUUUACGUCUUCGAUUUGGACGAUUGGGACUUACCAGACAAGAAGUUCUACUGGGAAAGUUUAGAGCACGCUCAGUUUAAGCUAGACGAUGACACGGGUAUGAUUUACAUGAAGUCAGGCACUCCGGAUGGUAGAUACCACUUACGUUUCAAAGUCUACGAUCGGAAGCAUACUCAAACGGACGUCCCAGCGAACGUGACGGUCACAGUGAAAACUAUUCCUCACGAAGCUGUAUUGAAUUCUGGAUCAGUUCGAGUAUCCGGUAUAACGGAUGAAGACUUCAUUCGUGUAUGGGAUUACAAGUCACAAACUAUAUCGCGCAGCAAGGCAGAAUUAUUUAGAGAUAAACUGGCGCAUUUGUUGAACAUCGAUAGAGAUAAUGUAGACGUGUUUAGCGUUCAAUUACGUAGAAUGCACCCACCGUUGACGGACAUCAGAUUCGCUGCUCAUGGAUCACCGUAUUAUAAGCCUGUGAGAUUGAAUGGAAUCGUGCUAAUGCAUCGUGAAGAGAUCGAGAAGGAGGUCGGUAUCAACAUAACUAUGGUAGGCAUCGACGAGUGUUAUUACGAGAACGAAGUGUGCGAGGGUAGUUGCACGAAUACCUUGGAUAUUAGCAACUUACCCUAUAUGGUGAACGCAAAUAAGACCGCACUGGUUGGCGUACGGGUGGAUGUAAUCGCCGAAUGUACAUGCGGUGCUCGAAACUUCAGUAAAGGUGAAUCUUGCAGAAAUAGCCCAUGUUAUAACGGUGGUCGUUGCGUGGAAGGUCGAUAUGGAUUAUCGUGCCAGUGUCCAGCUGGAUACAAUGGUCCUAGAUGUCAGCAGACUGCGAGAAGUUUCCGUGGAAAUGGUUGGGCUUGGUAUCCUGCUUUGGAAAUGUGCGAUAACAGUCACUUGAGCUUCGAAUUCAUCACCAAGAAGCCUGACGGUUUAUUAUUGUACAACGGUCCUAUUGUUCCGCCCGAGGUUGACGAAAUUAUGGUUUCUGACUUCAUAUCCGUUGAAUUGGAACGUGGAAUACCUCGAUUGCUGAUAGACUUUGGUUCCGGUACCUUGGAGCUGAAAGUGAAACCGAAGAGGACUCUUGAUGACGGAGAAUGGCACAGACUCGACAUUUUCUGGAACACUGAGACCGUGAAACUGAUCAUCGACUUCUGCAAAUCCGCGGACAUCUCAGAGGCAGAAGACGGCACGCACCCAGAGUUCAACGACACCAGUUGCCAAGCCCAAGGCACGAUACCACCCUUCAACGAGUAUCUGAACGUGAACGCACCCCUUCAAAUCGGUGGAUUAUACGUCGAGCAAUUCGAUCCAACUCAUUACAAAUGGAAGCACAUGCCGUUUGGCAAAGGCUUUGACGGUUGCAUCAAGAACCUCUUCCACAACAGCAAGCUGUACGAUCUGGCACAUCCUGGACUAUCCAGAAACAGCGUGGCUGGUUGUCCUCAAACCGAGGAGAUCUGCAAUAACCAGGAAUCCACCUUCCGUUGUUGGGAACAUGGUACUUGCGUUGGAAGCUUCACCGAGGCUAGAUGUCAAUGUAAUCCCGGAUGGACUGGUCCAGGAUGCAUGACACCCACUAUACCGACCACGUUUAAACCACAGAGUUACGUAAAAUACGCCUUGUCCUUCGAACCUGAUAAAUAUUCUACGCAAAUACAGCUGAGAUUCCGCACUCGAGAAGUCCGUGGAGAACUGUUCAGAGUUAGCGAUCAACACAACAGGGAAUAUGCCAUUUUGGAGAUCAAAGAUAGCAGACUGCACUUCCGUUACAAUUUAAACAGCAUGAGAACUGAAGAACGGGACAUAUGGCUGACUGCGAUUGCAAUCGAUGACGGACAGUGGCAUACAGUUCGAGUGUCGAGAUAUGGAUCAGCUGCUACUUUGGAAUUAGACGGUGGCGAAGGUAGAAGAUUCAAUGAAACCUUCUCCUUCAAAGGACAUCAAUGGUUACUCGUUGACAAGCAGGAAGGAGUCUUCGCAGGUGGCAAGGCUGAAUAUACUGGAGUCAGAACAUUCGAAGUGUAUGCUGAUUAUCAGAAAGGAUGUCUCGACGACAUACGACUGGAAGGUAAGCACCUUCCAUUACCACCUGCCAUGAAUGGAACGCAAUGGGGUCAAGCAACUAUGGCCAGAAAUUUGGAACGAAACUGUCCCUCGAACAAAGCUUGUGCCAACGUGAUUUGCAAAGAGCCGUUCGAAUGUAUCGACCUUUGGAACGAUUUCGAAUGCACAUGCGGAGAAGGAAGGAUUCGCUCGCCUGAUAACCAAGGAUGCAUGGACAAAAACGAAUGCAUAGAUUAUCCUUGCUUGAACGGUGGCAGAUGUAUCAACCAAGAUCCUCGUUUCCGAUAUAAAUGCGUUUGUCCUAGUGGUUUCUGGGGAGAAAACUGCGAACUCGUACAAGAAGGGCGUACACUGAAACUCAGCAUGGGAGCUUUAGCAGCUAUUCUAGUUUGCCUUUUGAUCAUACUCGUUCUCGUGUUAGUAUUUGUUGUCUAUAAUAGAAGAAGAGAAUCUCAUAUUAAGUAUCCUGGGCCUGACGAUGACGUGAGAGAAAAUAUUAUCAAUUACGACGACGAGGGUGGCGGAGAAGACGAUAUGACCGCAUUUGACAUUACACCGCUUCAAAUUCCUAUUGGAGGCCCGAUUCCAGAAAUGGGUGGAAAACUACCGCAAUGUAAAGUAUCCUAUACACUUGGGCCGGAACCUAACGUUGGCGUUUUCAUAGAAGACCAUAAAAAGAGAGCUGACAGUGAUCCAAACGCACCACCGUUUGAUGAUCUACGAAAUUACGCAUACGAGGGUGGUGGCAGCAUCGCGGGCUCAUUGUCAUCGUUAGCUUCCGGAACAGACGACGAGCAACACGAGUACGAAUACUUGGGUGCCUGGGGACCGCGAUUCGACAAGCUAGCCGACAUGUACGGGCCGGCGGAAGAAAGCGAAGAGGAGGACUAAGGGCGCUACGAAGUAUCCCUAAAAACCCAUAAGCUCGCACGAUCCGUACACCCUCGAAGGAAUAGUGUGUCCGCGUGAGCUUAGAAAGGAAGAAGAUAAAGAGAAAACGAGAAAGGGACUGUCCUCUACGAAACGUGUAUACUCGAACGAACUUUCUAUAACGGAGACGAAAAAACGAGAAAAAAACAUGAAAGCGAAUCACGACGUAAUUGACGAAAUGGAAAGGAGAGAAAAGAAAAAUUACCGUUAUCGGAGUUUUUUACGUUACUCAAGCAACAAGGACAUUCCGUUUUGUUCACCAAGCAUGUGCACGUUUCCUGGCGUGCGGCUCAUAUUUUUCCGCAGAUGCGCACACGCG
Molecule: messenger RNA, 9564 nt
Organism: Eufriesea mexicana
Lineage: Eukaryota; Metazoa; Arthropoda; Insecta; Hymenoptera; Apidae
Product: neural-cadherin
Exons: 37
Coding region: 144-9206 (3020 amino acids)
Biological process (GO): adherens junction organization; cell-cell adhesion mediated by cadherin; calcium-dependent cell-cell adhesion
Cellular component (GO): plasma membrane; adherens junction; catenin complex
Molecular function (GO): calcium ion binding; cadherin binding; beta-catenin binding
Source: RefSeq, a predicted model, not a curated record